AUGGAUGAAUCACAUAAGCCCGGUACCAGGUAUGUUCGAAAACGUCGUACUUUCACCUUUGCUAGAAUUUUCAAAAAGUCUACACCUAACGGAAAAGUACGUUGUUGUUCCUUGUACGCACCACGGAAUAUCUUUUUCCAGCUCACUAUUUAUCUGGGGAAACGUGAUUUCUUUGACCAUUUGAGCCAUGUUGAUCCAAUCGAGGGCGUAGUUCUAGUGGACCCAGACUACGUGAAAGACCGAAAAGUAUUCAUCCAUCUCCUCGGUGCAUUUCGUUAUGGACACGAUGAGGUCGACCUCAUGGGCAUGCAGUACCACAGUGACCUAUACCUAUCAACCAAGCAGGUCUAUCCGCUAACUGUUCCCGUCAACUCGACUGGAGUCAUCUCUAAGAGCCCUCUCCAUUUAAAUUCGGCUCCUCUGGAACCACCUACAUUAACUCGCCUGCAAGAGAGACUCGUGAGAAAACUUGGUACCAAUGCCUAUCCGUUUUACUUCCAGCUACCCGCCUAUUCAGCUUCUUCAGUUUCUUUGAACGUGAGCACGUCCGAUAGUGGCAAGCCAUGUCGAGUGGACUACGAGUUGAAGGCGUACGUUGCGGACGAGCAAGAUGAUAGUCCACAGAAGCGUAGUUCGGUCCGGAUGGUUGUCCGUAAAUUGACCUAUGCUCCCGAAGAGCCGGGACCGCAGCCAUCCACGGAGGUCAUCCGUGAUUUCCUCAUGAGCCUAGGAAGCCUUCGUGUGGAAGUAUCGUUGGAUAAGCAAAAAUACCACCAUGGUGAAACAAUGUGCGUAAAUGUUUUGGUAGACAAUAACUCCAGUCGGACUGUCAAACGAAUCAAAAUUUCUGUACGUCAAUAUGCUCGAGUACUUUUGCACACCGCGGUUACCUAUAAGAGUACAGUGGCCGAAAUUCAAUCCGAGGAGGGCUUUCCCAUCACACCGAGUCAAACUGGUUGGUGCAAAGUGUAUCGUGUAUGUCCACUGCUUGUUGCCAAUCGAGACAAGACUGGCCUGGCAAUGGAUGGGGAUUUGAAGCACGAAGAUACUAAUCUGGCAUCUUCAACCAUUGAGCCACCUGGUCGUUUAUCGAAUGAACAAAUCGGUAUCAGUGUCCAGUACAAGGUAAAAGUACGCCUUACCCUGGGAUUCGGUGUCAGCGACGUCUGUUUACAAUUACCAUUUAUACUUACUCAUCCGAAUCCGAACGAGGACAACGCAGAUAAGACAGCCGAGUUUGAAGAUGUUCUCUCAUCUGCCCUUCUCCCUAACCCCAUGCCAACUAAUAUACAAACCCAUUCCAACGAACAAGGAUCACCAAAACCCCAACUGCCGUCAGACAACUGUGUGCAGCAGCUGGCAAAGCAACCUAACGGUGGAAGUGUCCAUAUGAAUGGUGUCCCAACUGCAACGUCUCCUGGAGCACUAUGCAUCUCAUCCUCAGCUGUGCUCUCCACUAUUUCAUCGAAGUCUCCCUGGGCAUCGCCGCAACAACACACACUGACGAGUCACGCGAACGGAAAACAUACCAAGAACGCUGUGCAAUCUACUUUAUUGACAUCGAUCAACUCUGCUCCAUUGAUGAACGAGCAAUCCCUCCCGGCACCCAGAACUAUGGGAACGUUACUCGUCCCUCCUCAGUACACACCACAUUCUUCACAAACUUCUCCUGUCCAUCAGCUGGAUGCAAACACAACAGCCUUGUUACCUCUGCCGAUCGAUUCGCUGUUUGGCAGCUUCAAUUCCGACCAUCAUUGCUCCGGCACAGGAACCCAGUCCACUGUGAGCGAGGAUGAUCUAAUGUUUGAAGACUUUGCUCGCUUCCGACUGCAGACCACAGCGCUUCAGCACAGCAUUAUCAAUGAACCGAAGGUUUCCUAAUUUUUGAUGGUCGUAUUCAGGAAUAUCGCACACUACUUCGAUCUUAACCGUCAACGCGUCACCUCUUUCAAUCUACCGGCUAGUCUUUCAUCCCCGGGUUGCAUAUCAGUUAGCCCAAUCCACAAGUUUUUUCUACAUGAAACCCCCCUGCUCGCCGUAUCUUUGUUUUCAUUUUCACUCUGUGUAUAUUUAAGGUCUAGCCCACGUUAGAUGUCUUCAGCAUUCGUUUAUAAUUGUACAAUCCAUGUCUUCUCCUAAAACUGUCACACAGUUUUAAAGUUAUCUACCUUUUAAACCUUUUUCAGAAUCCUGCCCGCGUAUUUUUAGUUCAUCAUUUAUUGAACACCGAUUUGAGCUGCCUUGUACACAUGACUUGUUAUCACACUGUACCUCAAUGUUACCUUUCCCUGUGUUUUUACGGAAGGCGGUUGCAUGUAGUUACGUGCUUUUGAAGAUGGACCCAACUGGAUAUUCUCUAGUUUUUUCUCCGUAGUAGCCGCGUUGUCUACCUCUGUCGCGUUUGCGACACGCAAGCUACCGCUGUUCGCUUCAUUCUAGUGUUUCAUGUUUGAUCGUUUUGUCACUAAGACAAGUGCCGCCGUCCUCUAAUUUGCUUUUUACAACUAGCUAAUGAAUGCUAUGUAACUAUUCACUUUCCGUACUGUUGAAUAAUCCAGACGCUUCUAUCGAUCGAACCCGAG
This is a messenger RNA of Opisthorchis viverrini, 2582 nucleotides long. RefSeq lists its product as hypothetical. The coding region runs from base 1 to 1881 and encodes 626 amino acids. Gene Ontology annotation, molecular function: G protein-coupled receptor binding. Gene Ontology annotation, biological process: G protein-coupled receptor internalization; signal transduction. Lineage: Eukaryota; Metazoa; Platyhelminthes; Trematoda; Opisthorchiida; Opisthorchiidae. Gene Ontology annotation, cellular component: cytoplasm. The transcript is spliced from 11 exons. The record is from RefSeq and is a predicted model, not a curated record.